Penicillium malachiteum is the source of this 687-nucleotide messenger RNA. It is a transcript of the gene nctA, whose product is annotated as negative cofactor 2 transcription regulator complex subunit BUR6. Gene Ontology annotation, cellular component: negative cofactor 2 complex; nucleus. NCBI's taxonomy places the organism in Eukaryota, Fungi, Ascomycota, Eurotiomycetes, Eurotiales, Aspergillaceae. Bases 1 to 687 code for a protein of 228 amino acids. Gene Ontology annotation, molecular function: RNA polymerase II general transcription initiation factor activity; core promoter sequence-specific DNA binding; protein heterodimerization activity. The record is from RefSeq and is a predicted model, not a curated record. Gene Ontology annotation, biological process: negative regulation of transcription by RNA polymerase II; positive regulation of transcription by RNA polymerase II; transcription by RNA polymerase II. The transcript is spliced from 2 exons.
AUGACAGAGGACAACUAUCGACCAAGAUCUCCUGAUUUCUCUUCUCCGCUUCCCCCGAACCCCACUCAACCUUACGCGCCCUUGAGUAGCCCACUAGCGCAUCGCGCUUCCUACGACGCCUCGCCUUUCUUCAAUACGUACCAGCCUUCGAGCUCGAGUCGCGUUCCCCAGCAGUACGUUCCACCUGAUCAUAUCGCCUUUCAAGACGAAAUGGCCCGACGCUCAUCACGCCUGCAGCCCGAGGACCCGCCCGUCCCCGAGCCCGCAAUGCCCGCAACAAUGCCUGUCGCGAUACCAGAAGAUCCCCCACAGACUCGCCCCGGCGCCGGUAUCGAAGUGAAAACCAAGUUCCCCGUGGCACGAAUUAAGCGCAUCAUGCAAGCAGAUGAAGAUGUGGGCAAGGUCGCGCAAGUGACUCCCGUCGCAGUUUCCAAAGCACUCGAGCUCUUUAUGAUUUCUUUGGUCACCAAAGCCGCCCAGGAGGCACGGGACCGUAACUCGAAACGCGUCACUGCAGCCCACCUCAAACAAGCCGUUGUCAAGGAUGAAGUUUUGGACUUUCUCGCUGAUAUCAUCGCCAAGGUCCCUGAUCAGCCUGCCGGUCGGAAACACGAGGACGAUGGUAGUGAUCAGAAUGAAGGUCGCCGGAAGCGUGGUGGACGUCGACCCAAGGAAGAAAGCGACUAA